Catharus ustulatus (Swainson's thrush) is the source of this 4861-nucleotide messenger RNA. RefSeq names its product peroxisomal biogenesis factor 2 (gene PEX2). Gene Ontology annotation, biological process: protein import into peroxisome matrix. The coding region runs from base 383 to 1297 and encodes 304 amino acids. The record is from RefSeq and is a predicted model, not a curated record. Gene Ontology annotation, cellular component: peroxisomal membrane. The transcript has 2 exons. Gene Ontology annotation, molecular function: zinc ion binding. Lineage: Eukaryota; Metazoa; Chordata; Aves; Passeriformes; Turdidae.
CCGAGCUCAUGCAGGCCCUGCUUAUGAAAACUUGUGUUUGGCUUCCUGCACUUGCCAGUCUCCGCCUUUCCGUGCGUGCCGCUGGCGUUCAGCCUCCUGGUGCCGCAGCUGCGGACGGCAGCUUUCCAGCUAGGCCCAGGCGUGCGGUGCGACAGGACGGCCUGGUGACGGCCUAUGCGGAGAGGAAAGGGCAUCAUAUCCCGUCAGAGGGGUGUUAUCGUCGAAUUCUGACAUCAUCUGAGAGACUGAAACACUUACAAUCUUCAAGGGUUGUUCCUCUGACUGUCUGCUAUAGGUGGCAAAGAAACCUAAAAAUGAGGGUGCCACCUUUCCACUUUCUGUUGAUCCAGUUUUGUGCAGCCUAAAGUUUUUUUGUGAAGAAAUGGCCUCCAGCAUUGAAAAUGAAAAGAGUGUGAAUCCUGUGCUCAGAAUAAGUCAGCUUGAUGCUCUUGAACUAAACAAAGCCCUGGAACAACUAGUGUGGUCCCAGUUUACCAGCUGUUUUCAUGGAUUUAAACCAGGGGUGUUGGCUCAUUUUGAACCAGAAGUAAAAGCAUUUUUAUGUCUUAUAUUAUGGAAAUUCACUAUCUAUUCCAAGAAUGCAACUGUGGGACAGGCUAUUCUCAAUAUUCAAUACAAGAAUAACUUAUCUCAGACAGAGAAAUACCAGCCUCUGAGCAAACACCAGAAGUUAUGGUAUCUUAUUUUCACUGUUGGUGGAAGAUGGUUGGAAGAAAGAUGUUAUGAUUUAUUUAGCAAUCGUCAACAGCAAUCUUUCUGCAAAAUUAAGAGCUAUAUUAGUUUUGGAUCUGGACUUCUUAAGCUUUGUGGACUUCUAAAUUUUCUGAUUUUUCUUCGGAAAGGAACAUUUGCAACACUUACAGAACGCAUUCUAGGAAUUAGGUCCGUUUUUUGUAAGCCACAAAGUGUUCGUCAAGUGGGAUUUGAAUACAUGAACAGGGAGCUCUUAUGGCAUGGCUUUGCUGAAUUUUUGAUAUAUCUGCUACCACUCAUUAAUGUACAGAAACUGAAACUUAAAAUUUCAUCUUGGUGCUUGCCUAUAGCAGGUCUUUCCAAUAGUGAAAACACAUUAGCAGCUCACUGCAGGGAAUGUUCACUGUGUGGGGAAUGGCCUACCAUGCCACAUACCAUAGGCUGUCCACAUGUUUUUUGUUACUACUGUAUUAAAAGUAAUUUUUUAUUUGAUAUGUAUUUUACAUGUCCUAAAUGUGGCUCAGAAGUACACAGUCUUCAACCAUUGAAGUAUAAAAUUGAAAUGACAGAAUUGCAUGUCUGAUACGAGGUUGAUUUAGUUUUAUACUGUACAUGAUAUAUAUUGGAGAGAUUAAUGGAAGAAUUCAGAAAUUAUUGAAAGCAGACUGCUUAAAGAUGGUUUUGGAGCCUCUGUAAUUUAUUAUAACAUGUAUUUUUAUGAGUCUUAGGUUUUUAUUGAGCAACAGUGCCAUAAUGCCCUAUCCCUCUUGGCGGGUUAGGGUAAGGUAGAUGGAUUUGCUCUGGGUGGAGCGUGGGAGAAACAGCAACAUUCUCAGGAGGUUCAAUAAGAACUUUUACUUUCAAACUUCAGAACAUUCCAAUUGAAUAAGGCACUUGGCAAACCUUGAUUUAGCAAUCUUUAACUUAUCCAGACACAGUACCAUUACCGACUUAGCUAGUAGAUGGAUUUUGUGAGAAAGUUGUUAUUUUCAUGCCUAAAGAAUAAUUUUAAAUUUCCAUUCCCAAUAUGAUGCUACACUAAAAACAAAGGUGUAAAGAAAACUUAAAGAAAAUGGUGUACUUUUUAGCCCUUCAUGAGACGACAACUAAUUUUCUCUGGCCACUAUGUCUCUGAGCUUUAAUUACACAUAUAUUGUCUUCUACCUCUUCCCUUAGAAGCUCAGGGAUGAAACCUGUCGUCCAUUGGAAUGUGGCAACUGUUCAGGUUAACCCAUAUCCUUCUGAAUUAGAGACACUGAAGAAAACUGUUUACUCAUAAGAUGCUGUCUGUAGGAAUUGCUACUCAUGUUUUUUGGGGUUUUUUGGUGUGGUCUAGGUGGGUGCCAAAUCUCAGAGUUCACUUCUACACAGGAAAAGAUCACAGUUAUGUGCAUGUUAACAUACUAAAAUAGGUAAUUACCUGCUUUUUGCUUUCAUAUUUGCUUUCCUAGUUAGCUUUGCAAUGUUUUAAUGGUUCUAACACUUCAUCUAUUUACUCUUCAAUCUGGUUUUAUAAGAUUAUUUUCUUUUCAAUUGCAAUCUUAUUUAACAGAAAGUCUUAUCCAGAAGAGUCUCAUUAAUACAAAAAUACAUUAUGUCCUCUUUUGAAUCUUAAAUUGUCAAAAACAUAUGCAGUUAAAUAAAUAGCUUUAUGGUGGCUCUGUUCCUGGUUUGCAAUUGUCAGUAGUCAAUCCCAAAAAUAGCAGGAUAACUGCUGAUUGAGUAAUUUUGAUCUACUUUUAUGAAAUGGUUUAUUACAUUCUUCAUUCUACAUUCUGAUUAGAAAAACCCACUAGCCUAUUUGUUUGAAGAUCUUAAAUUCUAGGUUUUGAUCUUUAGAGUGACACACAGUGCUUUCAUCUGAUGUAAUUAAAUAUAGUUAGUGGGUGGGCAGCCCAAAACUUCAUUAAUUCUGCUACUGUUAUGUGAGUCAACAGAAGCUUCAGAGCAAGUACUUUCAGAUACUGUGCUGCAAUAUUAUUUGCUGUCAAAUGUGCAUUUUAGCAGCCUGCCAUAUUUCUGUUAUUUGCUGUUGCAAUUAGAAGCAGCAGGUGCAAACCUGUUUUUAUUAGAGUAGGAAAACUUUCAAGUCAUUUGAAGAGCAUCUUGAAGUUACUUCUUGAUCCUGAAGGAAUUUUUGUGUGAAUUGGCCUUCCAUGUCACUUAAUGGCUUUUCCUAAGGAAAUGUAUUAGCAACCCUGACUUCAGAGUGAUCUGAUGUCUUCAGAAACAUCAUCAGUAUUUUUGGUACAUCAGUCUUUAUGCUUGUUUAUUAAAACUUGUAUGCAUCCAAAAUCCAGUGUUUGUAGCUUGUUUGCUGUGGACUCUUCAUUUGUUCUGAAGUCUGAGAGCGAUAUUUUAUCAAAAUAGCAGGGAUUCUGUAUUGGCCUCUGCUAGGUGUCAUGUCCUUCUUAUGUAGGAGUGAGCUUCUUUUCUAUUUAGAAAUGUUUCAUUUUCCUGAAUAUUAAGCAAUGUUUUUUUCCUUUUCAUUCCACCUCCCUCUGUCCUGCUGUUUGAUGUAUGUAAGCUGUAUGAAUUACCUGGGGUUUGCCUCUUGCAACUUCAUGCAGACCAAGUUUGUACUCUGUUUUUCAUCCCUGUUACACAUCAAUACAAAACCUGUUUCAAGCAGUUUAGUACCUCUAUUGUACGGCUGUUUUCUGCUGUCUCUGCUGUAUCACACUUUACUGUUGGGAUUUUUUUUUUCUGGAACUAAACUUUGAAUAUUUGUCCUGAUUUAUUAUAGCAAAGCAUUGGCUUAACUUCUGUAGCACAUCCUCAUCACAGUGUUAGGUUUGUGUUGGGUUGUAGCCCAUAGUAUUAACAAAGUUUGUAAGGCCUGUGUCUUGUGACAUAAACAGCUUUUGUUACCCAAAGAUCCUGGAUCUUAAGGUGGGGGUUUAGUUCUUUUAUUUUCCUUGCAAGUAAGCAGGUACCAAGCAUCUCAUAGAAGUAGGUGGCUUGGGAAAAGAAUGGUUAUUUAUGUCACAUACAGAUUUUUUUUAAUCUCCCAUGUGGUAAAACCUUUGCUCAGUUGUAAUUGUAGUUGAGAUUAAUGAGGGAAAGGUUCCUAUUUGAAUAUUGAAAAACUACUUGCUACCAGCUUACCUUUUUAGUACUUCAAUAGUCAGCAUUUUCCUAAAGAACUUUAAAAUUAAAUAUAUACUUCUAAAAAUAUUUUAAUUCUGUUUUAUUGUGUCUUGUGAUAUAUAAGCUGCAGAAGAGUCUUAGUUGAAGAUAUUACAGGGAAAAAAUCAGGUAAUUUGUAGACUAAUCAAAGGAUAAUUAGUUUUAAAUAUUAAUUACCUUCACAAUUUGUCAUCAUAAGCAUUUUAUUUUUCAGGUUUAAACUGUUCUUUGACAAAGGACUGCUACAUCUGGUCCUACUUCCUGCAGAAGAGGGAAUAAAAUUUCUUUUGGAAUGUUAUUUUUUUUUUUAAAGGGGUUAGUGUUCAGCUACCAUUAGAAUGUACUUUGAGUACUCAUAUGUGCAUCAGUGAAAAGGAUGAAUGCCUAGAAUUUAAGGAAGCUAAAGUACCAGAACUUCUGUUCAGUCUUGGAUAGGAGUUACAGCCUUGUAUUACUAGUUUUCUUUGUGCUCUGUUGACUUUGUGUGCUACGUGAACAUUUUCGUUAUCAAAAAUCAAAAAAUGAAGGCAUAAAUGAAACAGACUAAUUAUGUUAAUAAACAUUCUAGAAAACUUUUCAUUUCUUCAUAUGAAUGAGAAUCAUCAGUUGCCCAAGGUGUGAUUCAGGAGGCAUUCAGAUAAAAACAGUCAGAGAAUGCUGGUUUUUACUUCCACAAACCAUCACCAUUCCACCUACUAUGUAUGUUUUAAGGGAGGUCUUAUAUAAGUAAUUUUAUAGAAGACUAAAAAGCAGGAGUUUUCUGUAAAAGAAAUGAGAGGGAUUGUAUUUGAUUUCUGCCUUACCUGGAAAUACUUAUUUUUUCGUUAGUGUGAGAUAUGAUGGACAAGGAUGAUCUCAGCAUUAGUAAGGAGAUGAUGUAAAGAAAGAUAAAGAUGUGUAUUUGCUAAAUACAAUCUAUUAUAAUGUCCUUAUUUGAGAAUACUAAUGCAAUUGUUAUCUGGGAUGCGUCAUUCUUAUGAAAACCAAGUUGACAAAUAAAUUAUAUUUUUAAACUGGA